Xyrichtys novacula (pearly razorfish) is the source of this 467-nucleotide messenger RNA. The record is from the annotation of a GenBank genome assembly. Lineage: Eukaryota; Metazoa; Chordata; Actinopteri; Labriformes; Labridae.
AUGGGAGCUGCUAAAGUGUGGCUAGAUUGCAGCCAAGAUCUGCAGCAGUACCCACAACAAGAAAAGCUCAGUAGCCUGAGGCCUACCUCAUCCACCCUGCUCUGCAGCCUGAGGCCGACCUCAUCCAACCAGCCCUGCAGCCUGAAGCCUACCUCAUCCACCCUGCCCGGCAGCCUGAGGCCAACCUCAUCCACCCUCCCCGGCAGCCUUAAGCCUAACUCAUCCAUCUAGCCCUGCAGCCUGGGGCCUACCUCAUCCACCCAGCUCUGCAGCCUGAGGCCUACCUCAUCCAUCCAGCCCUGCAGCCUGAAGCCUACCUCAUCCACCCUGCCCGGCAGCCUGAGGCCUACCUCAUCCACCCUGCUCUGCAGCCUGAGGCCUACCUCAUCCACCCAGCCCUGCAGCCUGAGGCCUACUACCCAGCUCUGCAGCUGAGGCCUAUUUCACCCAUCCUGCCUUGCAGCUGA